Messenger RNA from Adineta steineri, 2010 nucleotides. The record is from the annotation of a GenBank genome assembly. NCBI's taxonomy places the organism in Eukaryota, Metazoa, Rotifera, Eurotatoria, Adinetida, Adinetidae.
AUGUUUUCCGUUGUAGUAGCUUUAAUAAUAGUAGUAAGUAUUUCAUAUGUUAAUGGAUCGAAUAAUAACGUCUGCAUACCAACAUCAAAACAAAAGAAUACAACAAAUAUCUUAGCUGAUCUUCGUCGAGAAAUGAAAAAUGUCGGUAUUGGAAUCUAUAUUGUUUUCUCAGAUGAUGAACACGGAAGUGAAUAUACACAAUCAUAUGAUAAACGACGUGAUUGGAUUACAGGAUUUCGUGGUUCAUCAGGUGUAGCAUUAAUUUCUUUGCAAACAGCAGCUUUAUGGACUGAUAGCCGUUAUUUUAUACAAGCAGAAGAAGAACUCGAUUGUACGAACUGGAUUUUAAUGAAAAGUGGUAACUCAGGUGUACCGAAUAUAGUUACUUGGUUAGUUACUGAAGCAAAUCAAACAACACUGCCACCGGGUGGUACAACUGUAUUCAUUUCUUCAUCAUGGUGGUCAUCAGCUAAUACGGCAUUAGCAAAAAUCGGCAAACAACUUCAACCCGUUGACGAUCUUGUUGGACGUAUUUGGUCAGAUAAUGAACGUCCAAAAGAAUCGCAAAAACCAAUUGUUCAACAUGAUAUUAAAUAUGCAGGAGAAAAUGUUACCGAGAAAUUAGUUCGAACAACAACAGAACUUAAAUAUGCUCGUGUACAAGCAACUAUUAUAAGUGCUCUAGAUGAAAUUGCAUGGCAAUUUAAUUUACGUGGUGCUGAUAUUCCAUAUAAUCCUUUUUUUAAAUCAUAUGCUAUCAUUUAUACAAAUUAUAAUGUUCAUCAACCAGAAUUAUUUGUUAAUUUAGCACAACUUAAUAGUAGUAUAUAUCCUAUUGGUGUUAAAGUAUUUAAUUAUACUAUGUUUUGGUCACAUUUAAAUGCAACAGUUACAGAUCCAACUAUUCAAAAGAUUUGGAUUAGUAAUCGAGUAUCUCAAGCUAUACGAAGUUUAAUUCCUGAGAAUAGAUUAAAACUACCCUUAUCAAAUUCACCUAUAAAACAAAUAAAAUCACACAAGAAUUUAGUAGAACGACAAGGAAUGAGAGAUUGUCAAAUACGAGAUGCUAUUGCUCGUAUGAAACAUAUUGGAUGGAUUGAAAAACAAUUAAAUAAUGGAAUAUCUAUUAAUGAGACUGAAUCAAUAGAUCAAUUAAUUACUUUUCAAAAACAACAAAAUAAAUUUCAGUUUCCAAGUUUUCAAGCUAUUUCAGCAUCAGGUAAUCGAGCAGCUAUUGUUCAUUAUUCAUCAAAACCAGCCACAGCUCGAUUAAUUACUAAAAAUGAAAUUUAUUUGCUAGAUGCUGGUAGUCAGUAUCUUGACUGUACAACUGAUAUAACACGAACACAUCAUUUCGGUACUCCGAAAGAUUUAGAAAAACGUGCUUAUACACGUGUUCUUCAAGGUGUACUUGAUAUUGCUGAUGCUGUUUUUCCUAAACGAACCUAUGGUAGAUCACUUGAUUAUCUCGGUCGAAUGCACUUAUACAGAGAUGGUAUGAUUUAUGGACAUUCAACAGGUCAUGGUAUUGGUCAUUUUUUAAGUGUACAUGAAGGACCACAACGUAUUGGAUCAAAUUAUGAUCCAUAUGAACGACCAUUAGAUGAUGGAAUGUUUCUUUCAGAUGAACCAGGAUUUUAUAAAGCAAACGAUUUUGGUAUUCGUAUUGAAAAUAAUAUGGAAGUAGUAAUGACUAAUAAAAGUAUUUAUGAUAAUACACAAUUUUUACGUUUUAAUACAAUUACUCUUAUACCAUAUGAACAUUCACUUAUUGAUGUUAGUUUAUUAACAACAGCACAAUACAAUGCUAUUAAUCAAUAUCAUAUGAAAGUAGCAGCGAUUUUAGAACCAUUACUUAAAGACGAUGAAGCAGCUUUAAAAGCAUUACGUUCUCGUACAGCUAAAUUAGAACUUCAACCAACAAUGACUUCGAAACCACUAAAUAAAGCACCGAAUACUAAUAACUCAUUCUUAAUAAUCUUUAUUGUUAGUUACAUUAUUUUAUUUUAA